Molecule: messenger RNA, 942 nt
Organism: Danaus chrysippus (African queen)
Lineage: Eukaryota; Metazoa; Arthropoda; Insecta; Lepidoptera; Nymphalidae
Source: the annotation of a GenBank genome assembly
AUGGGUGUAAUACAAAGAAUAAAGAAACCAACUACACGAAAAGGUAAAAAGGUUUUACUAUCUAAAGAACCUAAAGCCAUAGAAGGUCCCAAACAAUGCAUAUUUCUUCAAGCCCGAAAUCCUUCUGAACAAGCCAGAAAUGUUCUUAAAGAUAUGUACAACUUGAAAAAACCUGAUGCAGCUUAUUUAAGCAGGAAAAAUGACUUUGUUCCCUUUGAAGAUGCUAGCGUUAUUGAAAAAUUGUGUUACAAAAAAGAGGCAGCCCUAUUUGGAGUCAGCUCUCACAGCAAGAAAAGACCACACAAUAUAAUACUUGGCAGAACCUUUAAUUAUAACAUUUUAGAUAUGAUUGAACUCGGAGCUGAUAAAUUCAAAGCUAUGUCUGAAUUUCAUAAUAUGAAAGUCUUAGCGGGGACUAAACCGUGCCUGCUGUUUAACGGUCCCGCUUGGGAUUUAAACCAAGAUUUAAAGAGAUUGAAGUCUCUCUUUACAGACUUUUUCUAUAGAGAAAAAGUGGAAACCAUAAGACUGCAGGGAUUGGAACAUGUUUUGAGCUUCACUUCUACUCAAGAUGGUACCAUCUAUGUAAGAUCUUACAGAAUUCUACUCAAAAAGAGUGGACAGAGGACACCAAGAAUUGAAUUAGAAGAAAUUGGUCCUUCAAUAGACUUUAAGCUUCGGAGAACUAAGUUGGCAUCUGAUGACUUGUACAAGGAAGCAUGCAAAGUACCAAGAGAACUUAAACCAUUACCCAAGAAGAAUAUAUCAACAGAUGCAUUUGGAACUAAGAUGGGCCGAGUACACAUGGGACGACAGGAUAUUAACAGAUUACAGACAAGAAAGAUGAAGGGUCUGAAGAAAAGUGCUGAGGAGAAGAAACAAAUGCUAUUGAAGAAGAAAAUGGCCAAAAAAGAGGCAAAAAAAGCCCAACCUGUUAAUUGA